Messenger RNA from Phlebotomus argentipes, 3973 nucleotides. RefSeq names its product protein cycle. The record is from RefSeq and is a predicted model, not a curated record. Gene Ontology annotation, biological process: regulation of transcription by RNA polymerase II. NCBI's taxonomy places the organism in Eukaryota, Metazoa, Arthropoda, Insecta, Diptera, Psychodidae. Gene Ontology annotation, molecular function: DNA-binding transcription factor activity, RNA polymerase II-specific; RNA polymerase II cis-regulatory region sequence-specific DNA binding; protein dimerization activity. Bases 1662 to 3827 code for a protein of 721 amino acids. The transcript has 9 exons. Gene Ontology annotation, cellular component: aryl hydrocarbon receptor complex; nucleus; transcription regulator complex.
AAUAUUCCAGACAAUGCCAAUUAUCCCAUAUUUUUUCCACAGUUGUAUCGAUUGUACCCUAAUAAUCAGUUUUAAAGCCAUCGUGAGGUGUUUAUUGAAAAAUCUCAUGCGUCAAAUCCCAUUUAAAUUGGCUCAAUACAUCAAAGUGGAGACGGAUUAGCAGGACACAGAAGGCAUUAAUUGCACAAAAUAGCACAUGGCAUUAACAGAGGAAGGAGUUGGAAAUUAUUGAGCUAGAUAGCAGUCAGAUAUGAUAGUCCUUUAUGUCACAGAUUGGGAGGAACUUGUGGGCAGAGCCUUUAUUAUUAAUUGCUUUUUAGGGCGGGUCCUAUGAGUGGGUGGAGCUUUGGAAUUAUUGUCCAGUGAAUAGAUUUUUUACAAUGGGAAGCAUUAUUAUUGCAAUAUUUAUUUAUAAAUUGUAUUACUAGUUUGUUCAUAUAUAGUUUACUUACAGAAAUUGUUAAAUGCUUAUUUUCCAAGAGAAUUAGGGAAUUUCAGUAGCCAAAAAUCAUGUAUUCUUUUCCUUGUCAGAUCAAUGAGAUAAGCAUUCUUUUGUAGAAAGUUUAGUGCCCUCACUUUGUAGUUUAAGAUAUCUAUUCGCAUCUAAUUUCCUUUUUCCUACGACACAAUUCCAUAAUUUGCUGCAUCAAUUGCAGCAACUAUAUUCGAUUUAUGCAGAAAAUAUUGUAAUCACGCCGAGCGUGCGACUGUCGUACUGCUGAAGUGCAUCUCUGUCUCACCAGCCAAUUCUCCCAUAUCAUUCCAGGCAGAUUGAAGAUUACAUAAUCGACCGACGACCAGUUGAAACAAUCCGAUUAAGAGGCUGGUUGUACGAGUCAAUUCAUUAUAAUUUUUCCGCUCUUCUCGACAUUUUCCCAUUCAAUUUUUCACGAUGUGAUAUUUUCUGAAAUACACACAAUUACAUGCAGUUCCGGAUACUUUUCUGUAAUAAACGUUAUAUUGAUUUAAAUAGAAAUAUCUCAAUGAGUUGUAAAGAUUGAAUUUGACUUUUUCAAGUAUUUACUCAGGACUCCCUCCGUCAAAUCAUAUCCUUGAAGAGUUUCAAGCUUUCUGGGAAAAUGUAUGACGACAUAUUUGAAAUGUAUCGCCAGUUUAGCAAUUAUAAACAAAUGGAACUCAAGUCCAACCCCUUUUCAUGCACUCCUCUGUGGGAAAUUAUCACAUUUCACUCCUGGCAUGCGCCACAGUGGGAAAACGAGCUUGCUGGCUGGAUGAGAUUAUACAUGGUUUUCCACCUUAUGUACAAUUCGUGCGCGCUCUCUCUCUCUCUCUGUCUCACAUUUUCACAAAGCCUGGGAAAAGUAGAGAUUUUCCGCCCCAAGUCGGAGAGCGAGUGAGAAGUGAAAUACAUGCAGUUAUUCACCGCAGAAAGCCCACCUUAUAAAAGCAUUUGUGGUCUCUGUGGAAAAUUCAGUUAAACGGGAGCCGCGAUUGACGUCUGAUCGGUGGAUCAUCCUUUUUCCAUUGGGUUGUUUCAAUGGAAGCUUUGCCUUUGAUUAAUUUGUGGUGCCACUUUUCUCCACGCGAUCCGGAGGGUUAUUAAAAACAUCAUUUGCGUGUGUGAUCAAUUGACGAUUGGCUUUAGAGAUUGCAGUGUGAAUUUUAUUCAUUGUGCAAUUCAUUCACGCACAAUUGGCAAGAUGGUCGCACGGAAUCUCUCAAUACAAGAUCUUCCCUAUUCGGGACUCCUUCAAGUUCCGGACGAGGAGCGAGAGUUUCUCACGCUGGAGGAGUUGAAGCCUCAUCAGUUGACGGAAUUGGGCGUCUCGAGUUGUUCGCAACAGCCACAAUUCGGGCAGCAAAUCUACUUCGAUCUCAACACUCAACAGACAACGACAAAUGGAAAUUGUGUCUUUAUGAGUGGAAGUGAGCUCUCGAUGCCCAAUCAUCAUCUCGACCGUUUGGAUCCAAAUUCCAUGAGUACAACUGACACAACCAACAGCCAUUCGCAGAACUCAUCAUCCAACCAUAUGGUCAGAGGGCAUCUGAGGAAGAGGAAAUGCUCCUACACGGAAAACAGUGACCUGGAGGAGGAUACGGGAGAUGAUGCGAAGUCUGUGAGAACGGAGGAUAAUAAGAAACAAAAUCACAGUGAAAUUGAGAAGAGGCGGCGCGACAAGAUGAACACUUACAUAAUGGAGUUGUCCUCAAUGGUGCCCAUUUGCCAUGCCAUGUCGAGGAAGCUGGACAAGCUCACGGUGCUGAGGAUGGCGGUGCAGCAUCUCAAGACCAUUCGAGGGGCCGUUCAUUCCUACACUGAGGGACACUACAAGCCCGCCUUUCUCUCGGACGAGGAGUUGAAGAUGUUGAUUCUGCAGGCUGCCGAGGGCUUCCUCUUUGUUGUGGGUUGCGACAGAGGGAGGAUACUUUACGUGUCCGAGUCUGUGUCACAGGUACUCAAUUACUCCCAAGGAGACUUACUUGGGCAGAGUUGGUUCGACAUUCUGCACCCCAAGGAUGUGGCCAAAGUCAAGGAGCAACUCUCGUCGUCAGAUUUGAGUCCGAGGGAGAGAUUAAUCGACGCCAAGACGAUGCUUCCGGUGAAAACCGAUGUGCCACAGGGCUUGUCUAGACUCUGUCCAGGGGCCAGGCGAUCAUUCUUUUGUCGCAUGAAGUGCAAAGUGCCGGUGCAGGUUAAGGAGGAGAUGGACGGCUCAACCAAUGGUCAUAGGCGAAAGAAGCAGAUGAACAGCGAUAAGAAAUACUCCGUAAUUCAAUGCACGGGAUACCUCAAGUCCUGGGCGCCGGCUAAGAUUGGUCUCGAGGAGCAGGAGAGCGACGGUGACGGAGAUUCGUGCAAUCUCAGCUGUCUCGUGGCCAUCGGCAGAAUUCCGCCAAACAUCUUUGUGCCCAACGUCACGCCACCGAUCAACAAUAAUCUAAAUCUGAGGAGCAUUCAAUUCAUCUCCAGGCACGCCAUGGACGGGAAAUUUCUCUUUGUCGAUCAACGCGCUACUCUAAUCCUGGGCUUUCUGCCUCAGGAACUCCUCGGCACGAGUAUGUAUGAAUACUAUCAUCAUGAGGACAUUCCCUCCCUGGCGGAGUCCCACAAGUCCGCUCUGCAAAUCUCCGACAGAAUCACAACUCCUGUCUAUCGCUUGCGCACAAAAGACGGCAGUUUCGUGCGUCUCCAGAGCGAAUGGAAAUCAUUCCGGAACCCAUGGACAAAAGAUGUUGAAUAUUUAAUAGCCAAGAACUCUGUUAUAUUAUCGGACAGCAAAGUUGACGAUAGCAGCUCUUGUGGUGGUAAUGUCGCCAACGGUACCAUGUACAGAACAGGGAAUGGAGCUGCAGAGAGCAAUGCUCCAGGUCAUUUUGACUUCUUCAACCAGAGCAAUGGUCGGGAGAUGCAUAGGAUGAUAAACACUCACAUUGAAGCGAGCAAGAUUGGUCGACAAAUAGCAGAACAAGUUCUGGAUCACCAGCGGAGAGUGGGAGAUUCCUCAUCAGAGAGCAGUCCAGAUCCUGAGACCACAGAGACGAAUCCUCAUCAGCACAUUGCAAUGUCCGAGAGCAGCAUUUCAAACAGCGAAAUGGCGCUGGAUCGGCGCACUGCACCGCCCAAUGAGCAGAGAUUGAACGGAACGCUACCGGGCUACUCUCAAGUGAGGAACAAUAUUGUGCAUCCAAAUCACUCCAGCACGGAAGUCCUGCAGAUGAUGACAACUGGGGAUGCGCCCAACCAGGCAGGGACAACUGAUGGCAACGACGAGGCCGCAAUGGCAGUGAUCAUGAGUCUGCUGGAGGCAGAUGCUGGUCUGGGCGGUCCAGUGGACUUCACGGGACUCCCUUGGCCACUUCCAUGAGAUUAAUUUCCACCUUGUCAAUCACAAACACACACAAAUAUUUAUCUGUUAUCAUCCACAGCUUUAUUAUCCUAAGCCAAAGUGUUUGUAGGUGAACAGGCAUUUAUGGUAUUGAUGUGAAAAAAAAAGAUUGGUGUGCCAUCGAC